Molecule: messenger RNA, 1994 nt
Organism: Tupaia belangeri chinensis (Chinese tree shrew)
Lineage: Eukaryota; Metazoa; Chordata; Mammalia; Scandentia; Tupaiidae
Gene: RNF34
Product: ring finger protein 34
Exons: 6
Coding region: 133-1245 (370 amino acids)
Biological process (GO): proteasome-mediated ubiquitin-dependent protein catabolic process; protein K48-linked ubiquitination; negative regulation of extrinsic apoptotic signaling pathway via death domain receptors
Cellular component (GO): plasma membrane; cytoplasm
Molecular function (GO): ubiquitin protein ligase activity
Source: RefSeq, a predicted model, not a curated record
UUACGUCCAGACGCUCUGUCGCCUGGAGCGGCGCCGUAACCGCCGCCCAGAAGGAGGGAUGUCGGCUGUGUGAGGAGCUGCUAUGGUGCUGAGUUCCCCGGCAGAGCCGACCGAGCUGAGGCGGUCGCGGCCAUGAAGGCGGGUGCCACGUCCAUGUGGGCUUCAUGCUGUGGGCUGCUGAAUGAAGUCAUGGGAACUGGAGCUGUGAGGGGCCAGCAGUCAGGAUUUGCAGGAGGCACUGGUCCAUUCAGAUUUACACCAAACCCUGAUUUUUCUACUUACCCACCAGCAGCUACGGAAGGGCCUAAUAUAGUUUGCAAAGCCUGUGGACUUUCAUUUUCAGUGUUCAGAAAGAAGCAUGUAUGUUGUGACUGCAAAAAGGAUUUUUGCUCCGUUUGUUCAGUCUUACAAGAAAAUCUCCGUAGAUGUUCUACUUGUCACUUACUACAAGAGACAGCCUUUCAGCGCCCUCAGUUAAUGCGACUGAAGGUGAAGGAUCUCCGGCAGUAUCUCAUUCUUAGGAACAUACCGAUAGACACUUGUCGAGAGAAAGAAGACUUGGUAGAUCUAGUGCUGUGCCAUCACGGACUAGGCUCUGAGGACGACAUGGAUACAAGCAGUCUGAACUCUGCAAGGUCCCAGACUUCUAGCUUUUUUACACAUUCAUUUUUUUCAAACUAUACAGCCCCCUCUGCUACUGUGUCUUCGUUUCAGGGAGAGCUUACGGAUGGAGACCGGACCUCCAGAUCUGAAGCACUGGCACAGGUGCAGAGUGAAAUUGCUUCAGCAAACACAGAAGAUGAUGACGAUGACAAUGAUGAUGAUGACGAAGAGGAAAACUUGGAGGAACGGACUCCCAGGCUGUCUAAGAAGAGGGUGAGAGCUUCUCUGUCCGACCUGUCGAGCCUUGAAGAUGUAGAAGGGAUGAGUGUGCGCCAGCUGAAGGAAAUCCUGGCUCGGAACUUUGUCAACUACUCUGGCUGCUGUGAAAAAUGGGAGCUGGUGGAGAAAGUAAGCCGGUUGUACAAAGAGAAUGAGGAAAACCAAAAGUCAUAUGGUGAGCGGCUUCAGCUGCAGGAGGAGGAGGACGACAGCCUGUGUCGCAUCUGCAUGGAUGCCGUCAUCGACUGUGUCCUGCUGGAGUGUGGGCACAUGGUCACCUGCACGAAGUGUGGCAAACGCAUGAGUGAGUGUCCCAUCUGCCGGCAGUACGUGGUGCGAGCUGUGCAUGUGUUCAAGUCCUGAAACCGAGGCUCUCCCAUGGGAUGCUCACCCCCAAAACUUAACCCCAAACAUUUCAAUGCACAGAAGGGACUAGAAACUUACUGUUGAAAGGCUGAAGCUAUUUUUAAAAGUUAUUUUCACUACUAAUUGGGGACAGAAAGGUUCAUCCUAAGUUUGGAGACACUGAUCAAUGCCAGGAGCCUGUCUGCCUGUGGACACGAAUUGCCCAGGUUCUGCUGGGCUUCAUCGCACGUCUUGUGAGCACUGUUGAAGUCAGGCUGUUUACGACCUGUCGGUAUCGGCUGCUGCUCUGUUUGGAGGAUGUUCAUCGUUUGCUUCUUUCCCCUUCAUCCUACAUUUACCUUAGACGUUGAAACUUCUGCUCUCUUUGGAUGAGUAAUUAUCCAUGAAGUGGCUGACAUGGAAGGCACUAGAAGUGGUCCCUCUGAAUGUUCACUUUACUAGUCAUGUAUAUUUUAAAAGAUAAUAUUUGAUGAAUGUAAGUUUCCACGUUGUUGCUCUUUCUGCAUUUAAACAUAAUCGGGAACAACUGACAUUCUAUAGUCAACUGCCAGGGCCUUAGACUUAAACAUGUUAAUUUUUGUUCAGGAACAGCUUUUUAUAGCAAGGGCUGCAUUUAGCUUCUUUCAUUAGAAGUGUGUGUGCUAAAUUCUUGAUUAAUGUGUAAUGAGUUUACACUGUUUUGUAUGGUGAAGGUGUAUUUUCAGUGCUACCCGCUAGCUAAUUUCAACUUUAGAAAUAAAACUAGA